AUGCAAAACAUAACUUCGUUCCAUUUUUUUGAACCCGAAACUUUCAUCAGUUCAAAUAAUAAUGGAAGUCCAAAAAGGAGAGUAUCAAACAUGUUUAUAUCAUAUCGUAAAGAAAUGAUGAUAUAUAAACCACAUAAUAUGUCAAUGACCGAGUACAGCAAACUGGUAUCUUCGUGGUGGAAGAAGAUACCAAAUGAAGUAAAAACUGAAUUACAAAGGCGAUAUCAAAUCAAUAGAGAUCAAAAAUUACAAAAUAAGGUCAACGAAACCGAUCAAUGCAAUGGCGAUAAUAAUUUUAUUUAUUGUUUUAUGUCAAAUAAUGAACCUGAAUCAUCAAAAAAUGAAAAUGUCAAAUUGCAAUCAAGAUAUCAAUCAAACCAAGAUCAAAAUUUACAAAACAAGACCGACUUAGAUCAUACGGAUGUUUCCCCUAAUCCUCCAUACGCCUUGAAUGAUCUUGUUACAAGUGAGUCUAUAUUACAAGAUCAAGUCAUCGACUGUGAAUCACCAUACGAUUAUCAACUUCUUAUUCCCAAUUAUUCCAACUCUAAUGGAAUUAUUGACAACGGUAAAUUAUUUAAUAAGAUGAUACGAGAUUGUUAUCUCACAGAUAUUCCCUCCGAAAUAUUUUUUAAUAAUGAUCUCGAACAUACAUAUCAUUAUUAG
Molecule: messenger RNA, 666 nt
Organism: Funneliformis caledonium
Lineage: Eukaryota; Fungi; Glomeromycota; Glomeromycetes; Glomerales; Glomeraceae
Source: the annotation of a GenBank genome assembly